ACAUAUUUUCCAUUAAUAGUAACAAGUGAAAACUUCAAGUGAGUCACUGACAUAUAAAACCAAACCCUUGUACUUGGACUGAAAACUUUCAGAGUAUUCACAGACAAUGAGAGGAGUUGUUCAAACAGUUAUUUUCUUAAUUGUGUUGGCUACCUUGGCAUCUACAAUAGAACCAGAUAGAGUGAAAAGAUGCAAGAAUUCCAAACAAUGUAAGAAUGGGUGCUGUUUAACUAAAGUACAACUUCGAGGAAAACGAGGUUUAGAUUACAAUGGAGGGAUAUGUGGAACAUUUGGAGAAAUCGGGGAUGAUUGUCUGAUAGCAACUGAUGGUGCAAUAGCUCCCCCUAUUGGUACAGAAUGGAAGUGUCCAUGUGGGGAUGGCCUCAUAUGUGAUGGUAGUGGCCAGUUUACACUUCCUAAUAUAGGGGAACAUGGUGUUUGCACAGAAGAAUGAUCCAGCAGUAAGAGAAGAAAACCAUUAUCAUUGUUAACAACUAAUUGUAAACGAUAAAACAAACAGUAAAAUAUAACUUGUAUCGAAAAAUUUGCC
Messenger RNA from Owenia fusiformis, 550 nucleotides. The record is from the annotation of a GenBank genome assembly. Lineage: Eukaryota; Metazoa; Annelida; Polychaeta; Sabellida; Oweniidae.